AUGAAUAUGAAAGAAGUUGUUGUUGUUCCUCAUCUUGUUCUGUUUCUCUUCUUUGCCUUUGGAUUGGCACUUUCAGUCUCUGAGUCCAAAAUUAUUCCUCAUGCUGCUGAUGAUUCUUUCAGUGUUGGCUAUAUUCAGUUUUUGGUAACAAUAAAUACAAGUUGUUCUUCACCAAAGUUUACUACAGAUCAGAUUAGUAUUGUCUUUGGAGAUGCUCAUGGCAACCAGGUAUUUGCACCAAGAUUGGAUGGUUAUCCAAUAUCAGAGACAUUUGGACAAUGUGCCUCAGACACAUUCCAUAGAGAGGGUCCAUGCACACAAAACAUAUGUUUUGCAUACCUAAGAAGAUGUGGUUCCAAUUUUAAGGGUUGGAUGCCUCAAACUGUCCAAAUCUAUUCCCAACACUUAGAACAUCAUGUUACUUUCAAUUUCAACACUUUCAUUCCCAAUGACACUUGGUAUGGUUAUAAUUUCUGCCAAACGCCGCCUCCGCCACCUCCUGUUCCUCCUCAUGAAGAUUCUCCUCCACCACCAACGUCGCCGCCACCACAUCCUCCUCAUCAUGAUGAGCCUCCUCCUCCACCUCCACAUUAUCAUUCUCCCCCGCCACCAUCACCAUCACCUCCACCUCCUUCUCAACCUCCUCCACCACCACCAUCACCAUCACCUCCUCCCCCAUCUCCUCCCCCUCCACCACCAUUACUGCCUCCUCCUCCUCCUCCUGCACCGUCUUCUUCAAACCAUUUGUGCAAUCAAAAUUGGAUUAUAUACUUGGUUGUAGGACUUGUUCUUAGUAUAAUUUGGAUGUAGCUAGUUUAAAUUUAAUUUGAUGCACUUUGAAUAUGUUCUAUAUAUGACUUUAUGUCUCUUAAAUUUGUAGCAACGGAACUCAAUUUAUAAUCUAGGAUGUAGGGACACUAUAUCUAUAUCUAUGUGUUGUACGGAUAUGAAAUCUCUGAGAAAAAAAAUAAAAGAAUGACUAGAGGUACCGGUGGUUGGUCAUACAAAUGCAUGUGCGGCGGUUUGCAUGUGUUGCAACCAACCCUUGAAAUCAA
This is a messenger RNA of Arachis duranensis, 1055 nucleotides long. Its product is annotated as embryo-specific protein ATS3B. Bases 1 to 810 code for a protein of 269 amino acids. The record is from RefSeq and is a predicted model, not a curated record. The transcript has 3 exons. Lineage: Eukaryota; Viridiplantae; Streptophyta; Magnoliopsida; Fabales; Fabaceae. Gene Ontology annotation, molecular function: protein binding.